CUAUCCUUCCCCGGGACGGUUUUGAUGUCACUCCAGUGUCUGCAUAGCACAGUGCUAUUCGCUUCUUUGUAGUAGAGUUAUAUUAUUAUAAAGUUUUCUUCUCUACCUCAGCUGCUACGAGAUGGCGGGAAACUUUUGGCAAAGUUCUCAUUAUCUGCAGUGGGUUCUGGACAAACAGGACCUGAUGAAAGAGCGCCAGAAGGAUCUGAAGUUUCUCUCAGAAGAGGAGUACUGGAAGCUGCAGAUUUUCUUUGCAAAUGUGAUCCAGGCUUUGGGGGAACACCUGAAGCUGCGACAGCAGGUCAUUGCUACCGCAACAGUUUACUUCAAACGCUUCUAUGCCAGGUAUUCCCUGAAAAGUAUAGAUCCAGUGCUCAUGGCUCCUACCUGUGUUUUCCUGGCUUCUAAAGUUGAGGAAUUUGGAGUUGUGUCCAAUACCAGGCUGAUCUCUGCAGCAACAUCUGUGUUGAAAACAAGAUUUUCCUAUGCCUUUCCAAAGGAGUUCCCUUACAGAAUGAAUCAUAUAUUAGAAUGUGAGUUCUACCUUCUGGAGUUGAUGGACUGCUGCCUGAUAGUGUACCACCCCUACAGACCACUGUUGCAGUAUGUGCAGGAUAUGGGACAGGAAGACAUGCUGCUGCCCCUGGCCUGGCGAAUAGUGAAUGACACAUACAGGACGGAUCUGUGUCUGCUCUACCCUCCCUUCAUGAUUGCCUUGGCCUGCCUGCAUGUUGCCUGUGUGGUACAGCAGAAAGAUGCCAGGCAGUGGUUUGCAGAGCUCUCUGUUGACAUGGACAAAAUCCUGGAGAUCAUCCGUGUCAUUCUGAAGCUCUAUGACCAGUGGAAAAAUUUUGAUGACAGAAAGGAGAUAGCUGCUGUGCUCAACAAGAUGCCAAAGCCCAAACCUCCUCCUAACAGUGAAAGUGACCAGAGCUCCAAUGGGAACCAAAGCAACUCCUACAGCCAGUCCUAGCGUGGCGUCUAUAUUUCUGUGGGAAUCCAUAUUUUUGAUUUUUAAAAUGUCACCUUUUGUGACGACAGCUGGGGGAAAAAAAUAAAUCACAUUUCAGCCAACCAAGAUGGUUCCUUCAUCUACGCCCAAAAAAACUCUUGAGAGCCACAUCUUCGCUUUUCCCUUCUGUGAUCAUGGGUUUAUGGAUUUAGCGAGCAGCCACUGAAAUGCCUGCAGUGAGCAGCCGAUCUGUGACAACAGUUUUGUCGUCUCGAUGAGGUUCUGUACUCUGCUUCAGACUUGAAAUGAACUCAAAACUAAUGAACAUUUGGAGGUAUGGAGAGGGGAGCUGGGAAUGUGGGACCACUGAUAGAACAGAUGUGAUGGUUCAGUAGAAACCUGCUUUAAGGUCAUUGUGAUGAUCCUGACAUCCUUGAACAGCCCAGAGGAGCGAGUCCUUUCAUGUGGAGCUCCGUGGGAUUCGAGAAAACUUGAUCACAAGGUGUGUGUGUGUGUGUGUGUGUGUGUGUGUGUGUGUGAGAGAUUCCUCAGGGACUAUAGUAGUCUGUAAAAUGAUUAGAUCCUGUGCAGAUCUGAUUGGAUAUCACCCUGUGAUGUGAUCGGAUACCUCUGCCCUGUGAGGUCUCUGCUGGUUGAUCAUGAACCAUGGCAGGAAAAAUCCCAAGAGAGGUUCCUUGUUAUGGUAGAAAAUAACUCUUUGAAUCCAAGAAUUUACUGUUUUGAAUCAUGUCAACUUCACCUCCUCCAUACCAUUCCCUCUUCCCUUUUGUAAAUAGCCGUAUAAUUCUAUUCAUUUAUUUGAUCUUACAUGUUUUGGUUUAAUUAAGGAAACUUAAAUGGAAAUUGUGAGCUGGUUUUUCAUUUAUUCUGCUUGAGUUGUAGAAUAAUGUGUUGCGUAAAGCUGUAUUUUGUAAAUAUUUUGUUUUUAAUUUGUCAAAGAAUGGCUUUUUGGACUAAACACAAACCACAAUCGUUCUAGAUUUGUCUGCAAACUUUUGGUUGUAUAUUCUUAUUUUCAAGCUAUCGUCUGCCAUCUAGUGUAUUUAAUCACUGAAUUGUGACAAUAUAUUUGUGUGCAUACAUGUAUACCUGUAGAUGUCUCUAUAUUUUUGUGAUCUAAUACAGUGGGAGUUGUGUGUGGCUGUACUCAAAACAAGGUGCUUGAAAGCCUUACAAAAUGAAAGCUGCUAAUUACAGAGAGAACCCUUCAUAAAAGCACAUUGUCCAGUUCAGUCAAAUUGUAAAAUGCAUUUUAGGGCUGGAUGUUGUAUUACUUGGAUGCAUCUUCAAUUUUUUUCCUCAAGGGCUUCCUGUUCACCUCAUUUUGUCACUAUUGGAAAAACAACUGACAAGGUACAAAAACAUGGUGUUAAAUAGUCACUAGCACGUCACUUUCUUAUACUGAAUGAAACAAGACAAGUUUGACAGAGAAGCCACUGAGGCAAGUUGGAUGCAUCCUUGUUCUGCCUUUGCCAUCUGGCAUUUUCCUCCCCUUCAGCAGCUCCAUCUGUUACGUGACAUGUUCACAUGAAUGGGUGUGAGAAUGUAAAGGGCUUCACCCAACCUAAAUAACCCUACUAGUUCUGGUAAAAACAUUGCCCACAAUUGUUUUAUUACUUGAAAGUCUCUGUUUAUAAUUUUUGGAGGAUCAUUUAUGGUAAUAAAAAUGUAUGGUGUGCAUAA
Molecule: messenger RNA, 2656 nt
Organism: Sander lucioperca (pikeperch)
Lineage: Eukaryota; Metazoa; Chordata; Actinopteri; Perciformes; Percidae
Gene: ccnc
Product: cyclin C
Exons: 12
Coding region: 122-973 (283 amino acids)
Biological process (GO): positive regulation of transcription by RNA polymerase II
Cellular component (GO): nucleus; mediator complex
Molecular function (GO): cyclin-dependent protein serine/threonine kinase regulator activity
Source: RefSeq, a predicted model, not a curated record